CAAUAUCCUAGUAACCAUUGUAAGUACACAAAAACGCUGAAAGGGCAACUUCCGGCUGGUGUGAACUUUAAAUAAAUAAUUCAUCCCGCGCGUUAAUUAAACCAAGAGAACGUUUGAAAUGAAGAAAAACAUCGGAGCCGUAAAGCAGGGGGGCAAACAAUCCCCGCAUUAAAAUCAUCAUCGUUAUAUAGGGCAGACAUUACAGAGAGGCUCAGGCUAGCCGGAGAGAGCUAACAGUCACACCUGCUCAGAUCUGCCCGUGCGCACGGCACACUGUACACUGUAAAUGCCCACCAGCAUUUAUUACCAAAACAUCUAUCCCAUGCUGUAAUCUGCGAAUGACUGCAUAAAUCUCAGCGACCAUGGACUCUAAGAGGGAAAAGGACAAUGAUACAGAAUGUGCAAAGAUCACCACCGUGCUUCUGAAAUCCCGCACUGGGGAGUUCGAUUUGGAGUCCAUUUUGUUUCUUAAACUGAGGAAUUUAGGAAUUUAUGAUCUUGGAUGUAUAGGAGAGUGUGUAAACCUGGAGAGGCUGGACCUCUCUGGAAAUAACAUCACAAAUCUGGGGCCUCUUUCACCUCUACGAAGACUUCUCGUUCUUAACUUGUCAGCUAAUAGAAUCUCAAAUUUAGAACCCCUUUCCAGCUGUGAAAGUUUACAGAGUUUGAAUGUUGCUGGUAAUGUGAUACCAAGUGUUGAUAAUGUUCAUGCCCUCAAGUCUUUAAGAAAGCUGGAGAGCAUCAGACUGAAGGACAACACCUAUAAUUACACCAAUCCAGUCUGCAAGAGUUCAUCAUACCGAACUAUUAUUCUUGAAAUGUUUUCAAACUUGAAAGUGUUGGAUGGUGAAAGGGUGGUGGGACGUGGAAGUGACUUAUAUCAACUAUGCAAAGACAUUGAUGAUACAAUUAAAGCAGGCAUGUAUAAAAAUGGCCAACUGCCUGAGGUGCCAGAGACCAAACCUUGGGUGGAUGAUGGUUUUUGGGAGAUAAAGAGAUCAAACAAUGCCAUUGUUGAUGAAGCCUAUAAACAGUUCAGUGAUGUUCUUCAUGAAUGUAGGCUCCUGAAUAGUCGAGCAGCACAUGUGAUCUCACAAAACGAACGGACCUUCAGCCUCAAGAACCAACCAAAGCAGUAUGCCGUUUGAAUCUGGGAAUAUCUCCAUCUAAUUAUGUUUCCAUAAGAAUGCAUCUGUUUUCCACAGCUUUUUCUAUGUAUUUUUAAAUGUCCAUAAGCUUGAUGCAUCACCGGUGCCAGAAAUCUAAAAUGCUCCGUGUUGCCUGCAGUGUGAGGGUUUAGUUUUUGUAACUACUCUUGAGUUCUUUCUGAUUUUCCACCGUUCAAAGCAGUGGUUCUCAAUCAGGGUGCUGCAAUGAACUUCCAAGAGGGGCUCAGAUGACUUGAAAUUAAGCUAAACAACAACAAAAUCAAGAUAUAUCUUUGUAUUUGGUUAUUUUUAUAUCGAAGAUACACAGAUGAGCCAAAACAUGACCACCUGCCUAAUAUGUUGUUGGUCCUUCG
This is a messenger RNA of Rhinichthys klamathensis goyatoka, 1522 nucleotides long. It is a transcript of the gene lrrc61, whose product is annotated as leucine rich repeat containing 61. Gene Ontology annotation, cellular component: cytoplasm. The transcript is spliced from 9 exons. Gene Ontology annotation, molecular function: protein binding. The record is from RefSeq and is a predicted model, not a curated record. Bases 363 to 1148 code for a protein of 261 amino acids. Gene Ontology annotation, biological process: outer dynein arm assembly. NCBI's taxonomy places the organism in Eukaryota, Metazoa, Chordata, Actinopteri, Cypriniformes, Leuciscidae.